Molecule: messenger RNA, 632 nt
Organism: Ooceraea biroi (clonal raider ant)
Lineage: Eukaryota; Metazoa; Arthropoda; Insecta; Hymenoptera; Formicidae
Gene: cype
Product: cytochrome c oxidase subunit cyclope
Source: RefSeq, a predicted model, not a curated record
GAAACGGGUCCAAAGUACAAGAAUCUGACGGCCCCGAUAAUACUCGAUGAAGUAUUAUUACGCGACGGUCGAUACUUGUCUGAUUUUCAAAGAUAUUGUUUGAGAGCAAUCGUGGCAAGCUUUUAGACGCGAACAGAAUUCGCCAAGGCAAGAUACGCUCUUUACCAAAGCGAGACUAUCCCUAGCCUACGAUUUGGAGUAUCUCGAGAAAAUGCGUCGCUAAAUGUCCGCUUUGCCGAAGCCGCAGCUUCGCGGCCUCCAUGCCGCGCAGAUCAAGAAGAACCUUGUAGGAAUGUUCGCAAUCAGUACCACCGUAGCUUUGGCUUACAAGAUAUUCGUCAAAGAUGUUAGGGCACAGAGAUACAAGGACUUCUACAAAACCUACGACGCAGAGAAACAGCUGAAAAUAAUGAACGAGGCUGGUCUCAUGCAAUCUUAUAUCGUCGACUAGUAGAUUUACAUGUACAAACAGAUAGGCAAUAAAUAAAGAGGAGAUGGAGGGUAGCCUUCUCUUUAGGAUUAUACAUCGUGUCUCUAUACGUGAUAAAUAAAUGGAACACUGUGAAUUGUGUGCGGCAAAUUUCGUAUUGGCUGCGCACUUAAUUCACGCAUUUUAUUUUAAUUAUGAAAAA